GUUGCGCCCUCUAUAUAACGUAGAACGGUAAAGCGUGACGUCAACGUCCGGUGACGUCAUCAGCAGACAUACUUUUACGUAGCUUAAACUGUCUCGGAUCAAGCUUCAGGAUGUCAUAUGCAUAUUUAUUUAAGUACAUUAUUAUAGGUGAUACAGGUGUUGGUAAAUCCUGUCUGCUGCUGCAGUUUACUGAUAAGAGAUUUCAGCCUGUACAUGAUUUAACCAUAGGUGUGGAAUUUGGUGCUCGAAUGAUUACAAUUGAUGGAAAACAAAUAAAAUUACAGAUUUGGGAUACUGCUGGUCAGGAGUCAUUUCGGUCAAUAACCCGAUCCUACUACAGAGGUGCAGCUGGUGCUUUGUUGGUCUAUGAUAUUACAAGGCGUGAUACAUUUAACCAUCUGACAACAUGGCUAGAAGAUGCACGUCAACACUCAAAUUCUAACAUGGUUAUUAUGCUUAUUGGAAAUAAAAGUGAUUUAGAAGCCAGGAGAGAUGUGAAAAAAGAAGAAGGUGAAGCAUUUGCCAGGGAACAUGGAUUGAUUUUCAUGGAAACAUCAGCCAAGACGGCUGCAAAUGUGGAAGAGGCUUUCAUUAACACUGCAAAAGAAAUAUAUCAAAAGAUUCAAGAUGGUGUUUUUGACAUUAAUAAUGAGGCAAAUGGAAUCAAGAUUGGUCCACAACAUUCCAAUGCCAACACCAGCAUGCCUUCUGCUGGUGGCGGAGGAACCAGUGGUAGUAACUGCUGUUGAACUUAUAAAAUUGGUUGGUGUCAAUGAGCCGUUGGAAGCAGGAUGCCAGAACUUGCUAUUUGGCUGCUGACAAGCCACCAGCCAAGAGACAAAAGUAUGCUAAGGGACAGUGUGACAUCAACAACUACCACACUCUUCCAACUUUCUUAGUUUGUUCUGAAUAUAAUUUCAGCCAAGUUCAGAAACCUUUUUAAUAUCCAAAUUUUUAUGCAAACUAUGAGUAAAUUGAACUAUUUUACUUAUUUUCUAAACACUCUAAACGUUUGCAUUCCUGGAAGGUUUCUUGAAUCAACCAUUGGUUAGAGAUAAACAAUUGCACUUUCUUUAGUAUUUAUACAUACAUAUAACUUCAAAAAUACACCAAUCCACACAACACACACACACACACACACACACAAACAUUGUUACUAUUUUACAAUGGACUGUAUACACACAUACAAAUACACACACCACACACAUUUAGUUCUAUUCUAAAGGGUAUGUCUGUUCAUGUUAAUGUCAAUUUUGGAUGCAUAUAUUCUGUGCGUAUGUUCAUCCAUGUAAAAUUAUGAGUAUAUAAAUCAUGAUGGUAAAAGGAAAAAAGCUUGUCUUAUAGAUAGUUUGCUGUUUUCAUUUUUAAUAAAUUGUCCUCUGUAAACUGUUCCUCUAUCUCAAAAAUAUAAAUCUCAAGCUCAUAUUCUCAUUCUUAGAAGUGCAGACAGUCAAAAUUAAUUCAAUAAGUAUAUAUCAAUAUCAUUUAGCUGGAAAUCCGACAUCUUCCAUUUUUUUGUUUUUAACAUUUGUUUCAUUUCAAUGUGACUUCCAAACUACUCUUCUUAUUUGCUUUGCUUUGCUCCUUUUUAUAUUUACUUGAAUAUAGUGACACAUCCAACUAUCAUUCAAGAUUUACUACCAAAUUAAUCAGCUUAAGUUAAAUUUUGAAAAACUAAUUAAAAUAACAAAUUCCUGCUACAUUCCAAACUUUUUUCCCUCAAGUCACUUUGUAGUCUAAAUAAUAAAAAGGAUGUUUACAGAAGUCUGGUUUGCUUUCCAUCAUUGUUAGAUUUAGCUGGUUGAGUUAAAAACUUGGACAUGAUAAAAACUAGCUUGUAGCAUGCAAGAAGAUUAUUACUUGCUUUUAUUUUAAAGUGUUCUCAAUAAUGAAUUAAGAACUAAGCUAUUUCAGUUUCAUAGUGUUAUUGAUAACGUCUUUUAGAUCUGUUGCAAAAGUUGAGAUAUAUGUUCCAACCCAUGCAAGAGUGGACAUUGCAAACGAAAUUAAUUUGCAUUUAUGAAUAUAUUUGACACACCUGCUUUCUUAAAAAAUCAUUGCUUUCCUUUUUUCCAUCCUAUCAAGAUUUUCAUAUCAAAGUUGGAAGUGAAAAAGAAAUAGCAGUCAUUAAGUUUAAUAAUUUUCUUAGUUUCACACUUUUGAAUUAACUCUGAAAAUUAAUCUUUUUAAAGAUUGCCUAUAUGUUAAACUUUCAAAAUAAAUUUGAAGUGUUUGAUUUCUCACAUGCAUUGCUCAGCAUUUAAAUUUAUCAACUCUAUUGGAAGAAUCAGGAUUCACUUUAUCCCAAAAUCUUUAUUUUUACAUGCAAUGGAGCUUUUAUUUAAAAUAUUAAAUUGUAACAUGAUAGAGGUUGUAAUUCAUGGAUGUAUAAAAGUAUAGGCAUGGCUGUGACUAAAACUUCUGAAGGCAGUGGCCCAGCAUGACUGCAUUCCAUUGCCCUGAAAAUCAGUAAAAAAAAUACAGGCUGGAAUGAGUAUUUCAAGGGUUUAUAGAAAAGCUUAGUAUACUUUUCCUCUAUUUUAAUAUACAAUUUAAAGUUAUUUGUAUGAAUAAAAUGUAUGCCCAUUGUAAAUUGUUUAAAAAAUGGAGGCCGACACAAUAUAUCAAUGUUCUAGAAUGAGAAUAUGUAGAUACUACUAAGACUGACACUAGAUUUAUCUCGUGAAGGAAAAAAAAAACUAUGAAGACAAUAUACAAUUCAUUUUUUAAUUUUAUUUUUCAGUCUUCUAUAUAGCUGCAUAUCCAAACAAUUUUCUUGUCCAGCUAACAUUUACCUGUUAAAGAGAAAAUAAUUUUAAAUAUUUAGUUUCACAUUUUGGUUUGUCCAGAUCUUAUAACAGUAAAGCUGACUUGUUUUGAUUUACAAAUACAUGGUAAUUAUUUGAUAAAUUAAUGUAAUACAAUAGUAAACCUAAUUAGUUCAAUAAGAGUAUAAAGACAUUUGACAGCAACACUAAUUCACUAAUAGCCAUAGUUCUGUUGCUCUGUUUUAUAGAAUCUCAUUCUAAAUUUCCCAGCUUUACUUUGAAAUUUAAUGGUAAAAUUGAAAUCAAGUUUUUUUUUUAAGAAACUACUAUUAGAACUCUUGUUUUAUUACCUCAAUACUUGCUAUUGCUUGAGCUGUUUUUACAAAAAUGAUAAGUUGUAACAAAUCAAAUGUAAAUCUAAUUACCAUCAACAUGAGGAAAUAGCAUUUAAAAACCUCUUCAAUAUUUAUAUAGGCAACUGAGAAACAAUUAAAUGGUCUCUGUGUUGCUGUAUAGCAAUGAAAAAUGGAGAUGUGCCUCUUAAAUAGUAAUUCUCCAAAAACAUUUAAUUUUCACAACUUAUGAAAUCAAUUUUGUCUUGACUCUUUGAGAUUAAAGCCAGUUGGAUAAAAUUUAAACUGUCAAAAGCUUACCUGAAUAAUAAAUAUAAUUUACUUUUA
Molecule: messenger RNA, 3448 nt
Organism: Octopus bimaculoides (California two-spot octopus)
Lineage: Eukaryota; Metazoa; Mollusca; Cephalopoda; Octopoda; Octopodidae
Product: ras-related protein Rab-2
Molecular function (GO): GTP binding; GTPase activity
Source: RefSeq, a predicted model, not a curated record